UUUGUCUCUAAUUAUAUAUAAGUUUUUUAAUAUGUUAGCCGCAUUCUCUUACCAAUCUUCAAUGGCAAAAAAUCUUUCUCUUUUCCACAUUUUGAUCAUCAUCAACCUCGAUCUCUCCAUUUCUAGCUAGUUUUGGAACAAUUGUUAUCGGUUUCUUUUAGACAUACAUAUAAAAACUUCUUUUAUUUUCUUUCUUUCUACUUCUUCUUCUUCUUUUUCUUUUUCUUUUCUUUUUUCUCUAUAUAUUGUUAUUUCAUGGACGAUAUUGAAAUUCCUCAGUAUUUUAUAUGUCCAAUAUCUCUGCAAAUCAUGAAAGACCCAGUAACAAUUAUAACUGGUAUAACAUAUGAUCGUGAUAGCAUUGAACAGUGGCUAUUCACUACCAAAAACACAAUCUGUCCUGUCACUAAACAAUCUCUACCGAAAGAUUUCGAUCUAACCCCUAAUCAUACUUUGCGUAGAUUAAUCCAAGCUUGGUGUAUUGAUAAUGCUUCGAGUGGUAUUGAUAGAAUCCCCACUCCUAAACCUUGUCUCGACAAAUUCCAUCUCCUUAAACUUAUCAAGGACCUUCAUCUUCCUCGGCUUCAAAUGAAAACCCUUGUCCAGUUGGAGCUUCUCGCAGCGGAGAACGACAGGAAUAGAAAGUAUAUGGCGGAAACAGGAGUGCCCAAGGCGUUAUUGUUGUUUAUAGUAACAUGUUUCAAGAAAGGUCGAUUUGAUGGUAUUCAAGAAGCAGUUAGUAUUCUUCGGUUGAUUCGCAUUCCUCCACAGGAAUCAAGGGCUCUUCUUAGCGAAAACGAUCAGAUUAUUGAAUCUUUGACAUGGGUUUUAAGGUGGUGCAGUAGCGAUAAUCAUAUUACUAUUAAAUCUCAUGCAGUUUCAGUACUCAAGAUGGUUUCUGAAGAUGCGAGUUCUAGUGUGUUAGAAAGGCUUAAACCUGAAUUUUUUGAAACGAUUGUUGGUGUAAUUAGAGAGAAAAUAACUCAACAAGGUAUUAACGCAGCUCUGAAAGUGUUGUCACAUGCUUGUCCUUGGGGAAGAAACAGGAUAAUGAUGGUAGAUGCAGGAGCCGUUUUCGAGCUUAUCGAACUGGAAUGGAGAUACCCAGAAAAGAAAACCACAGAGCUUAUUUUGGGGAUACUAUUUCAUCUAUGUUCAUGUGCUGAUGGAAGGGCCAAGUUCUUGAGUCAUAGAGGAGGAAUUGCUGUGGUAGCAAAGAGGAUCUUGAAAGUUUCUCCGGCAGCCGAUGACCGAGCAGUUUUAAUCCUUUCAUUGAUAUGCAAAUUCUCAGGAACAAGCAUGGUGCUUCAAGAAAUGUUGAAUGUUAAAGCUGUGUCAAAGCUUUGUAUGAUGCUUCAAGCUGAUUGUGCUGUUUAUUUGAAGGACAAAGCCAGAGAAAUCCUAAGAUUACAUUCUGAUGAGUGGAAGAAUUCUCCUUGUAUUGAUGCUUCUUUUUUGACAGGGUAAGCAAAUCUUAAUUUUAUUAGUUAUACACAUUUUUGGAUCAGACCGGCGGAGGCAAGGUUCAUUAGUCUACUGUAGCAAACAAAAAACAAAAAACAAAAGUUCAAAAGGAACUAAAACAAGUCGUCAAGUAAGAUUUAUCUACUUAUCAAAACUUAAGUCAGUUUCAAGAUUUGAUCUGUGGAUAUGCUUAAUGUUCUGUAAUAACUUAUGGUAUCAUCACAGAUUAGUACAUAUUUCGCUCGGAAACAUAGCUCUACAAA
Ricinus communis (castor bean) is the source of this 1727-nucleotide messenger RNA. Its product is annotated as E3 ubiquitin-protein ligase PUB24. Gene Ontology annotation, biological process: protein ubiquitination. Lineage: Eukaryota; Viridiplantae; Streptophyta; Magnoliopsida; Malpighiales; Euphorbiaceae. Gene Ontology annotation, molecular function: ubiquitin protein ligase activity. Bases 256 to 1467 code for a protein of 403 amino acids. The transcript has a single exon. The record is from RefSeq and is a predicted model, not a curated record.